Exophiala viscosa is the source of this 2109-nucleotide messenger RNA. Its product is annotated as acetoacetate-CoA ligase. Gene Ontology annotation, biological process: lipid metabolic process. The transcript has 2 exons. Lineage: Eukaryota; Fungi; Ascomycota; Eurotiomycetes; Chaetothyriales; Herpotrichiellaceae. The coding region runs from base 1 to 2109 and encodes 702 amino acids. The record is from RefSeq and is a predicted model, not a curated record. Gene Ontology annotation, molecular function: acetoacetate-CoA ligase activity.
AUGGCUCAACACGGUACCAAUGGGAUAACUCAAAAUGGCAUCAGCAAGGCUGAAACCGAGCCCAUCGAAUUAUGGCGACAUCCUCGCCCGGAGGCGACCGAAUUUCAUGCUUUCCAGCAGCAUGUCGCGAAAAAGCACAACCUCUCAGUAGGUACAUACAGUGACCUAUGGCAAUGGAGCGUGGAUCAUCCCAGCACUUUCUGGGAGGAGAUAUGGCAUUAUACUGGAAUCAAGGCACACAAACAAUACGAAUCAAUCCUUGACGAGUCUCUCCCCAUGUUUCCAAAGCCCACCUUCUUUCCUGGUUGCGAACUGAACUUUGCCGAAAACCUGUUGUUCCCCUCUUCGAAUCCACCUCCAGACUCUGCAGCCAUCAUCGCAGCCAGUGAAAACACUCGGGAGGAAAUGACCUGGUCAGAGUUGCGUGAGCGGGUGCGGUUAUGCGCUGCAGCGAUGGAGACACAUGGUGUGAAGCAAGGGGAAAGAGUAGUGGGAUACCUCGGAAAUCAUGCCAAUGCAGUGGUGGCCAUGCUUGCAGCGACCUCUUUAGGUGCGAUAUGGUCAGGAGUCAGCCCUGACACUGGUGUCCAUGCGGUCCUCGACCGGCUGCGUCAAGUCGAGCCCGUCCUGAUCUUCGCCGACAAUGGUGUAACAUAUAAUGGCAGGACACACGAGACUCAUAGCAAAGUGGCUCAUGUCAUUGCCGAUUUGCCAUCAAUACGGAACGUUGUCAUUUUCGAAACACUACCCGACCACCACUUUGACCUGGCGUCGCUCGAACGGCAUCCUAACACGACGGUCGAGACUUAUUCCUCUUUCCUUUCCAAAGGAGAUGCCUCAAGGCCUCUACAGUUCACCUACCUCCAUCCCGACCACCCAGUUUACAUCCUGUACUCCUCCGGUACUACUGGCGUUCCCAAACCAAUCGUACACGCCGCUCUGGGCACCCUUCUACAGCACAAAAAAGAACAUCUUAUACAGUCUGAUAUCAAGCCUGGUGACAGGCUACUCUACUUCACCACAGUCACAUGGAUGAUGUGGCACUGGUUAGUGUCUGGUCUUGCCAGUGGAGCGACGAUUGUGGUAUACGAUGGCUCUCCAUUCCAGCCGCACAAGGAAAUGAGCAUGCCUUUGCUGAUUGACGAGUUGAAAAUCAACCACUUCGGGACUUCUGCCAAGUACCUGUCUGUUCUCGAACAAGCCAACGUCGUUCCCCGGAAAGCGAGUCCGCACGGAGCGACGCUCGAAUCACUCAAAUCGAUCUUCUCCACUGGAUCACCUUUGGCGCCGAGCACCUACGUGUACGUCUACGAAAAGUUGUCACCGCCUGCACCACAUCCUGGCGUUCUUUUGGGCUCCAUUACAGGAGGUACAGACAUUAUCUCGUUGUUUGGCACACCUUGUCCGGUACUCCCAGUGUAUGUCGGGGAGAUACAAUGCCGAGGCUUGGGCAUGGCAGUGAGGGCCUUUUCACCGGAUGGAAAGGACGUCACGUCCACGGGAGAGCCAGGAGAGCUUGUUUGCACAGUGCCAUUCCCGUGUCAACCGUGCAUGUUUUGGCCAGCUGGUCCCAAAGGUGAAGCCCGGUACAAGUCUUCGUAUUUCGAAGUUUUCAAGGACCAAAAGACGGGAUAUCCCAUCUGGACCCACGGAGACUUUGUCCGCAUCAGCCCGUCGACGGGCGGGAUCUGGAUGCUUGGGCGCUCGGACGGUGUGCUGAACCCAAUGGGUGUCCGAUUUGGGUCUAGCGAGAUCUACAACAUUGUUCUCAAGCAUUUUGGAGCAGAAGUCGAAGAUGCCUUGUGCAUAGGACGCAAGCGCGAGCAGGAUGUGGAUGAAGUGGUGGUUCUGUUCCUCAAAAUGUCAAAUGGCCACAAGUUCUCAAGCGAGCUUGUCCAUAGGAUCCAGGCGGUGGUCAAGAAAGAAUUGAGCGCACGACACGUGCCCAAGAUUAUAGAUGAGUGUCCUGAAAUCCCGGUCACUACGAACGGGAAGAAGGUGGAAGGCGCUGUCAAGCAGAUCCUGAGUGGUAUGAACAUCAAGACCAGCGCGAGCGUGGCCAACAGCGAAUGUUUGGAUUGGUUUAGGGAAUGGGCGGAAUCAAACUAG